Messenger RNA from Humulus lupulus (European hop), 4415 nucleotides. Its product is annotated as protein SCAR3. Gene Ontology annotation, molecular function: protein kinase A regulatory subunit binding; Arp2/3 complex binding. NCBI's taxonomy places the organism in Eukaryota, Viridiplantae, Streptophyta, Magnoliopsida, Rosales, Cannabaceae. Gene Ontology annotation, cellular component: cytoskeleton. Bases 304 to 4164 code for a protein of 1286 amino acids. Gene Ontology annotation, biological process: actin cytoskeleton organization; positive regulation of Arp2/3 complex-mediated actin nucleation. The record is from RefSeq and is a predicted model, not a curated record. The transcript has 9 exons.
UUUCUUCCAUGGAGGAAUGGCUUGCAGAGUUGGCAAUGUCCUCUCACUCUCUCUCUUUCUCUUUCUGUUUCUCUCUCUAACACUCUCUUUUCUGGGCAGUUAAGCUGCUCCAAUCUCCCCACCUACUCUUCCCUUUCUCUCUCUAACAAAAACCACAGCUUUCUCUCUCUAACCCAACCUCAGUUCAGUUCUCAUUCCUUCAUUUAUUGUUCUCAUUCAUUCGUGUAUUUUUCCGCAUACUUUUCUUUUCCCUUUUACAGAGGUAGCGUCAGCUGAAUCCUAGCGAGAGAGAGAGAGAGAAAGAUGCCUCUGGUGAGGUUUCAGGUUCGGAAUGAGUUCGGACUGGGGAACUCGGAGCUUCACUCGCGGCUCAACAAAGAAGAUCCUAAAGCUGUGCUUGAUGGUGCCGCCGUGGCUGGCUUGGUUGGGAUCUUGAGACAAUUGGGCGAUCUCGCCGAGUUUGCUGGAGAGGUGUUUCAUGGAUUGCAGGAGCAGGUAAUGGCUACUUCUUCCCGAAGCCAUAAAUUGAUGGUACGUGUGCAACGCAUUGAAGCUGCUCUUCCUCCCCUUGAGAAGGUUGUAUUGGCACAAACGAGCCACAUACAUUUUGCUUAUACAGCCGGUUCAGAGUGGCAUCCCCGUAUUCACAAUGAAAGACACCAUUUCAUUAACAACGACUUGCCUCAUUUUAUUAUGGAUUCAUACGAAGAAUGUCGUCGUCCUCCUCAUCUGCACUUGCUUGACAAAUUUGAUACUGGUGGACCUGGAUCUUGUUUAAAGCGAUAUUCAGACCCAACCUUCUUUAAGAGAGUAUCAGCUGUUUCUGAUGAAGUAAAUGCUGAGAAGAAUCCAAGAGAUAGGAAGGCUCGACGAAGCAAGAAAAAACGAUCAUCAAAGCAGAAGGGAGAUGUAUCACGUGGUGCCUCAAUGUCAGAUUCUCACAAUAACAGCAUGCCGUUUAUUCCUCCUACUGUUGAAGCGCGAAGCUCUCCAUCUCAAGCCACUUCUACAGUUGACACGACACUAAAAUAUGAUAGGGGGAACCAUUUAAAUUCUUUUGAUUCUAGAGCUGAGUCUGGAUAUAUCGAAUGUGUUUUUCAUCCAAGUUCAUCUGUUCAAGCUGGAGAACAAGAAUUCAAGGAUUCACCCCCAUUUAGAAUGACUCAGCAUAAUGAUACUCUUAAUUCUGUUUUUGCUGAUGAACAUGUUGGCUUUAUGGAUGAUCGCCUUUCCCGAAGUUCAUUACAGGAACCAAUUACCUCCGGUUCAUCAUGUGUUACCUGGGAUGAGAAGGCAGAAAUAAUGGAUCCUAGUCAAGAGAGUAAUUUGGAUGAAACACUAGAUCUGCAUCAGAAUUUGCCUACUAUAGAUGCAAAUGGAUAUGGAGCUGGGAACAUUACAAUUGUUGAUCAAAUGGAAAUAUUUGGUGACAAAAGCAUGCACGAACGAAUUUCAGAUCAAAUGGAAAUGCUUGGCAACAAAACCAUCCAUGAAAGAACUGUCGAUCAAAUGGAAAUGCCUGGUGACGAAAACAUCCACAAAAGAACUGUUAAUCAAUUGGAAAUGCUUGGCGAGCAAAACAUCCAUGAAAGAACUGUUGAUCAAAUGGAAAUGCUUGGUGACAAAAUCAUCCACAGAACUGUUGAUCAAACAGAAAUGCACAGUGAACAAAAUAUCCAUGAAAGAACUGCUGAUGAACUAGAAAUUUUUGGUGAACAAAACAUACAUGAAAGAUCUGUUGAUCAAAUGGAAAUUCUCGCUGAACAAGACGUACACGAAAGAUCAGUUGGCCAAAUGGAAAUGCUUGGUGACGAGAAUAUCCACGAAUCAGCCUCCAACUCGAAUGAGAUUGAUGAAAUUGAAAGUGAAACAGACAAUUUCAUGGAUGCCCUUAAUACCAUUGAAUCAGAUGCUGAAAAUGAUCUUGAUUAUCAGACCAAAAGGGAGGUAGAACAGUUUCCCACCAUUUUCAACAAUGAUGUGGAAGACAGAAUGCAUGAACUGAAUGUGAAUUGGUCAGAUCGUUGCGAUGAUCCUCCAACAUCUACAUUUGAUAAUGCAUCCUUCACUUCCACUAACAAAGAAGAGGCGACAGACCUCCAUGACUCAGUCUCUUUAGAGAGUUGUGUCCAUGAACAACUGCCUACACCUGACAUUUCCCCAAACAAAGAAGAGUCCUGUGAUCUUCCCAAUUCAUUUUCCUCUGACAGUCAUGAUGAUGUCCAAAUUUCUGAAUCAUCUACAGAUCAUGAUGCUGUCAUUACUAGAAGUGAAGAUAUUUAUGAUGGUUCAAAAUUAGAAUCAGUUAUGUCUACCCCAUCAUCCUCUGUAACCAAGCCUGUUGAUGUACAGGACCCAUCAGGAAAGAAGACUACGAGUGCUGUCCACGACUCUGAAGAAUCUCAGGCUGACCUACCCAGAAAUCAUUCAAUGAGGUUCUGGACCAAUGGUGGCUUGUUAGGACUUGAACCAUCUAAACCUCCUGAUUUUUCCAUGUCAAGUACUGUUACUCAGGAUUCUGUGAAUAGCAGUAAAACUGAUGCAGUUGGUCAAUUAAACCAUACUUAUGAGCUUAAGGAUGAGAUGCAUGGAGGCAAUUCAAAUAUAUCGCCCAUUAACAUUGCAGGUAAUGGAAAGGAUUCUAGUACAAAUACAAAAUGCUCCACAUCAUGCGGCAACGAUGAAGAAGAUGGUACCUCUACUAAGAAAACGUCUCAGGGAUCUUCAACAACUUGUUUAGACUCAACACAUGGAAAUGCUGAUGAUUCUCAUAUGCAAAAUGGAAAUCAUACUAACAGGGAAAAUAAUGCAAAUGAAACCAGUGUGUAUGGAACUGGUAAAGUACUCCCAGUUGCUCCAAAUGUCAAAAACACUUUUACCAAAACUAGUGAAGAGCAUGAUGAAAAUUCAUCUCUGGUUUUUGGACUCAGCCGUCGGUUGCUUUCUAAUGGUUUUAGCAGAAAAGUAUCUGAUGCGAAAGAUGAAAAAUUUGAAUCAAUUAGUUCAAUGAAUGAUAGCAUUUGGGAGCAGGGGAAUGAGCACCAUAGAGCAGCACACCAAAGACUACCUGAAAGAGCCUUCAAAGAACAUUUUGGAUUUGGAUCUGCUGCCAAUUCACCCUCUUCUUCUCCACCACUUGAACAUAUGAAAAUAUCUUUCCAUCCUAUAGAUAGCUUUGAGACUUCUACUCUAAAACUAAAAUUUUCUGAUGGGACACAAAGCCAUGAAAGCAUAGGAGACAUGUUUCCAUCAUUUCAAUUGAUCCCAAAGCCUGCUAUUCCUCCGCACAACUAUGGUUCUGAUUCAGAUGAUGACACGUUUUGUAGAUCUUCUCCAUGCAUGUCAGAUGAUUGUCUUAGCCAACACUCAGAGUCAAAUUCAGAACAGUGGGAAUGUGGCGAAACUAUGGAAGGCGAGGAAGAAGACCAUGGUGUAUAUUAUCCUUUACAUGGAAUAUCAUCAGCUGAACAUAUUUCAGGUUCUCUUGAUUUUGAUAAAAUAACCAAUGGUGAAAUCUGCUAUGAUGGUGGAUUUAAACGUACAAACUCUGGAAAUGGGUUGGAACUCUCUCUCUGUGACCCUAUACUUGAUCUUCCAAGUUUUGAUGCUGUGAAACCUGCUAUGCCACAAGAAACAGAAAAUGAUUCCGAUCCAAAGAAUCUCCUUGAUUCAAGAUGUCAUGCCGAUCCUUCCCCAAUACCUCCACCUCUUCCUCCUGCACAAUGGCGGGUCUCAAAACCUCACAUGGAUGAGGCAGAAGACAUAACAGGUAUUACAUCCGAGGAUUUUAGAAAUGAAUUGAGUGCAAAAUUGUUGGCUUCUAUGGCUUCCCAGAAACCUAAAGAGGUUCCAGCAGGCCAACAAAAUGAUGAAGAGCUGACAGUCAAACCAAAAACCAAGGACCAGCAGAAGUUGAAUAGCCAGAAAGAAAUUAAGCAAGCCCCAAAUAAUAAUGGAAUCGAUGAAAGGGAGGACUUCUUACAACAAAUCAGAACAAAAUCUUUCAAUCUGAGACGCACGGUGACAGCAAAGCCAACUACUACAACACCUGCACCCGCUGCGAACAACAAAGUCACCGCAAUUAUAGAGAAAGCAAAUGCAAUUCGCCAGGCUGUUGGGAGUGAUGAUGGCGAAGAAGACGACGAUACCUGGAGUGACAUUUAAAUUUUUCACCGACACAUUUGCUGUAGCUCCAACAAUCGAAAUGUUUCCAAGUUCGCGAAGUUGAUCGAGGCCGUCCAUCAUAUGUGUAUGUGAAUAACUUAAGUUUCUUUGUAAAUUAUGUUUAGGUCUACUAAUCUUGUAUCUCAUUGCAGUUAUUUUUCUUAAAUAAUUUUUUUAAAUGUAGUUGAAUUCGUUGUAAAACAUGAGAAAAAUAGUUGAGUUUGAUGCAGCAAGGCAGUUAUUUCCACAUA